AUGUCACUGUACACAUCACAUAUUUCAACUUCUUCGUUACAAAAAGGAUUACUUGCAUUCGGCUCGGCAAUAACAGCACUUUUAAAUCCGAUGAGAGCAGAUAUGGUAGCAACAAUGGGUGAAACAACAGCUUUUCGACCGAUACUGGAAAAAAUUCGUCAACGAAUGGAAGGCGAUAUAUGUGGUAGAAAAAUUUUGAGAGAUCGUCCAAGAAUAACGAGUGCAACUAUUGAUUUGAGUUAUCUUCGAACACUUCCUCAUGGAACACUUGGCAAAGAAUAUUCCAUAUUUCUCGAAAAGUUGAAUACUACUCCAGACGACCGUCCCACUGUUAAGUUUAUUGAUGAUGACGAUUUAGUUUACGUUAUGCAGAGGUAUCGUGAGACGCAUGAUUUCAAUCAUUUAAUUUUGCAAAUGAAAACGACUUUGCUUGAUGAGAUCGCUGUUAAAUGUUUCGAAGGCAUACAGCUUGGUUUACCGAUGUGUAUUCUUGGUGGUGUAUUUGGUGGUUUGAAAUUAGAGCCAAAGCGUCAACGUGCUUUUAUCCAGCAAUAUUUACCAUGGUGUGUGGAACAGGCGGUGAAUUCACGUUUACUAAUUGCUGUUGAUUGGGAGAAUCAUUUCGAGAAACCAAUUUCUGAAUUGCAAAAAACUUACUCAAUCACUCCUUUUAUUUGCUAA
Molecule: messenger RNA, 681 nt
Organism: Brugia pahangi
Lineage: Eukaryota; Metazoa; Nematoda; Chromadorea; Rhabditida; Onchocercidae
Source: the annotation of a GenBank genome assembly